Messenger RNA from Fukomys damarensis (Damara mole-rat), 1696 nucleotides. RefSeq names its product acidic residue methyltransferase 1 (gene Dcph1). The coding region runs from base 33 to 1358 and encodes 441 amino acids. The transcript is spliced from 5 exons. NCBI's taxonomy places the organism in Eukaryota, Metazoa, Chordata, Mammalia, Rodentia, Bathyergidae. Gene Ontology annotation, cellular component: nucleus; cytoplasm. Gene Ontology annotation, molecular function: phosphatase activity. The record is from RefSeq and is a predicted model, not a curated record. Gene Ontology annotation, biological process: DNA damage response.
GCUCAGAUUUGGGGUUCUUGACUACGGACCGAAUGGCGAAGUCUCCUUCGUUUCUCUCCGCAAAGGCCGUAGGAUCAUUUGCCUAUCUUACAAUCAAAGAUAGAGCACCACAGAUCUUGACUAAGGCAAUUGACACAUUGCAUCGACACAAAAAUGAAUUUUUUGAGAAACAUGGAGAGGAAGGUGUGGAAGCGGAAAAGAAAGCUAUCUCUCUUCUUUCUAAAUUACGGAAUGAAAUGCAAACAGAUAAACCAAUUGUCCCCCUGGUUGAGGACUGUGCUGAUACUGACCUUUGGAAUCAGCACCUAGAGUACCAGUGCAGUCUUUUAAAUGAAAGCAACGAACAGCCAAGUUGGUUCCGCUCACCAUGGUUGUUUGUGGAAUGCUACAUGUACCGUAGGCUUCAUGAAGCAGUUAUCCAGAGUCCACCAAUCAAUGACUUUGAUGUAUUUAAAGAAUCCAAAGACCAAAAUUUCUUUGAGUCACAGGAAUCUAUCACUGCUUUAUGUACUUACUUGCAAGAGUUGAUAAGAACUAUUGAAGACCUAGAUGAAAAUCAGCUGAAAAAUGCAUUUUUUAAACUUUUGCAGAUUUCACUCUGGGGAAAUAAGUGUGAUUUAUCUUUAUCAGGUGGAGAAAGUAGUUCUCAGAAGACCAACGUAAUGAAUUCCUUGGAAGACCUAAAACCUUUCAUUUUAGUCAAUGACCUGGAACAUCUUUGGUUGUUGCUUAGUACAUGCAAGAAAACCAGGGAGAAAGCAUUGUUGAAUAGAGUGUCUAUUAUUCUGGACAAUGCUGGGUUUGAACUUGUUACAGAUUUAGCACUAGCUGACUUCUUGUUGUCUUCUAAUUUGGCCACUGAGAUUCAUUUUUAUGGGAAAACUAUCCCGUGGUUUGUUUCAGACACUACCAUCCGCGACUUUAAUUGGGUAAUUAAACAGAUGAAGCACUGUAAUCGUAAGUGGAUGUCCAAGUGCGGGCUUGACUGGGAAAACUACCUCAAAGUGGGUAGAUGGGUUUACCAUGAUCAUAUGUUUUGGACUCUGCCUCACGACUACAGUGCGAUGCCCCAGGUUGCCCCUGACUUAUAUGCUGAGCUACAAAAGGCGUGUUUAAUUUUAUUCAAGGGUGAUUUGAAUUACAGGAAGUUGACAGGGGACAGACAAUGGGACUUUACUGUUCCGUUCCAUCAGGCUCUGAAUGGCUUCCACCCCGCACCACUGUGCAGCAUCAGAACAUUAAAAGCUGAGGUUCAGGUGGGUCUGCAGCCCGGGCAAGGGGAGCAGCUGGCGGCUUCUGAGCCUCACUGGCUGACCGCUGGGAAGUACGGCGUAUUUCAGUUUGAUGCUCCGCUCUGACUUGGCUUCGGGACUCCCAGAGUGAGGAACGUGGGGAAGCACCUUUCCCUCCCCGGAAAAGCAGUGAGUGAACUGAGUCACGGACUGCACUGCUUUAGCUCUAGAAAGCUUGGCUUCUCCGGGUUCUUCUCCAUACACUCUGGGUGGUUUCUCCUCGGAAUAUUUUGCCUCACUGCAAUGUUUUGGAAAUAGAUGGUUUUAAGUUAGUUACAGGUUUUACAUUUAUGUUGGAAUUUUAGUAUCUGUUUCACAUUAAAUGCAUAAUUUCAAGAGAUUUUUUACUUUAUUUUUGGUACCGGGGAUUGAACUCAGGUCCUUGCGCUUGCAAGGCAGGCCAC